This is a messenger RNA of Trypanosoma rangeli, 4353 nucleotides long. Its product is annotated as calpain-like cysteine peptidase. The transcript has a single exon. The record is from RefSeq and is a predicted model, not a curated record. NCBI's taxonomy places the organism in Eukaryota, Euglenozoa, Kinetoplastea, Trypanosomatida, Trypanosomatidae. Gene Ontology annotation, biological process: proteolysis. The coding region runs from base 1 to 4353 and encodes 1450 amino acids. Gene Ontology annotation, molecular function: calcium-dependent cysteine-type endopeptidase activity.
AUGCCAAGCAAAGCAAAGCACGAGACGCGGAGCGGCGGCGUGCUGGUGCCUAGCUUAGCUGUUGCUCUGCCACUGUGGGAUGACGCGCAGCUACAACAUGAACAUUGGGGUGGCAGUCUCGGGCUACCGUCGCGACCCAUCGGCACCGUAGUGGAGUUUAGGAAUACAGAGGGCAAGAUUGUGGUGCCACAGGAUGAGGCGCAGGUUGAAGCAUUCAAGGAAGCCAUCGCAUAUGUUUAUCCUGCUACAACAGAAAUCUUUGUAGACUGGAAACGUCCUGCCAAUAUUUUUGCUCCAUUUCGUCCAAUGGUACACCGCAAUGCGACACCAUUCCUAUCUCCAUAUGACGCGGAGCGGACUGUCUAUGACGGCAAAGCUGCAGAGGAGGCUGCACAAGUGUCUGUUGCGCCUACCGGCAAAAAGGGUGAUGGCAAGUCUGUAGUUCCUCCUGUUCCUCUACACGUGCAGUUCCCAGAAAUUCUGCAAGUGUUGGAUCCACAGGAAAUUGAGGGCGCAGUGAAGGAAUGGGAAGAUGCUUCAAGUGAGAAGGUUAUUGGGCGCUAUCGCGAGAUUCAGCCUCUUAUGCAGGCAUACGACCCAGACCUGGAGUUGGGUUGCGCUUCCACGCCUGCAGAGGCGUGUGAAUUACGGUACACUACUGCGCAACGCCAUAGACUCAACGAAGUGGAUGCGAUUUCAAAGCUUUCAGAACCUCCCUUAUUUAUGAUGGAUGCCUUUAAUAGUGCCAUCACAUUUAUGGAACAUGCACAGUCAUAUGUUAAACAUGGUGAGUACCUCUGGGAAUUAGUGUAUCCACAUGCUCCGGGCACAUGUCACCCAGUGUAUAACCCGCACGGAAAAUACGUUGUUCGACUUUUUAUUGAUGGCGCCUUUCGUCGGGUUACAAUUGAUGACUAUUUGCCAGUAGAUGCCUUGGGUCGGCCUUUUUUAACCUUAACGUCACAGAAGGAAAUUUGGCCGGCUUUGUUGGCGAAGGCCAUCUUUCAGGCGUUGGGUGUAAACCGUCAUCUUUUAUUUACUGAUCCGGAAACCAUCAUUACGUGUUUGUGGGGAGAGUGGGUGCCGCAACGCGUUGACCCCCGCACUCAGCCUGCCUCGGCCUGUGCCUUCCUGUUGGCGUAUCGGAGAGACCUGGCAAAGAGCGACAGUAAUACAACACACUUUUCAGCCUCAAAUACGGAGGAAGCGGCGACGGUCGUCGUGCCAGAGAAAGGUGAACCAGUAAAGCAACAAAAGGCUGAGGUGAUUGACGACGGUGCUACAAAAAAAACCUCAGUGACGGAAUUUGAGGGGAUCACACACACCGAUGCCCCUGCGGAAGUGGUUGCAUCUGAUGAUGCAACAGCGCUUCCGCUCUGUGCGCUAGGCCCUGUGGAGGAUGGAAAACGAAGACUUUUUGUCAUCCAUGAAAUUCUCUUGUUUCGUGAUACUUUGGCAAUUCACGUCUCGUCCAAUUCUCCGGCCCAUACCCUCGUGUCAACAAUACUAUCGGAUACAAGUAAGGAUGAAAGUGUACAGAAUUUACUGCGUUUGCCAGCGUCUCAAGAGGGAGGGCAAAAAGUGUCUGAAGCUGUUUUGGCAAAUCAGUCCACCAUAUGGAUUACUUUUGAGGAGUUGUCUGCCCAAGUGGACCUUGUGGUGUGGCGAUAUUUGGGUGAGAAAAGCCCUUUCCACUUUUGUAACCGCCUUCUUGGAGGUGAGGAUGGAAUGUCGAUGCUAGUAAAUGCAAAGAAGAAGUCUGUGGCUUCCACAGGAGCAACCAGCUUUGUGAGUGGAGGGAAAAAAAAUAUUGUUCGUUGGAUUCACGUGAAUUCGGAUCAACCAGAGCAGCUGGCAUUUGUUAGCUUGUCGGCCUUCUCCCUUCCUGUGACUCCAUUGUUGCAAAACCGAAGUUUUCGGCACUCCACUGCUUCAGAAAGCCGACCACUCUCUGUGAAUUCGUUGGCCCUUUCAGUCGACAGCAGAACGCAACGAGAGACAACGCAGGAUAUGCUGAUCGAUCUCUACACUUGGGAACGUGGUGGCGCGUUGAGCCGAGUGGGAAGUUUUGCGUACGAAACCGGCAAAUUGCAGUGCAUGGUGCACUCCCUUCCGCCUGGUUCACAUAUUUUUUGCCUGACUCUUGUGGACCUUAAGCCUCAGCAUUUUCUUAGUUUACUCUCAACGCGGGAGUUAGUGGUGGGGGAGGAGAAGGACGCCCUUCGCUCCGCCAACAUCUUCAAAAUGAAGGAUGCAGGGAGUCAUAUGGGGGUGGAAAGAGCGAACGAGGAGGUGAUAUGGUUCAAACGCCUAAUCACCGUGAAGGAGCCGACUGUCGUCUCCUUUGUUGUCUCGACCCUUGACCCCAGUGAAGACCCUGCGGCCCAUCGUGAUGUUCCUGCCAGUUUGACGAAAGAAGUGAAAGGAGCAAAGGUGCGCCCGGUAAACACGAAAACGCCACAAAAAGAUUUUGCGGAGGGGGUCCCAGUAUGUGUCGUGGAUAUUCCUAUUAUUCCACAUUGCCAUAUUUUGUUAAUGAACCUCGACGAUGGUACAGUCCGUCCUGGUGUGGUGGGGCAUCUUAUGCGUCAACAGCUUGAGCCCAAUCAACAAGGAUAUUUGGUUAUGGCGUACGUGUUGAUUGACUCGAUGUCUGCGUUUUCCUUUAUAGAUAGUUCUAUGAGCGUGACGCUUGAACCUUGCGCGAAGAUGCGCGAAAGUUUGAAUUCUCUCACUUUGGAUGAGAAAGGGAAGACCAAUGCGCGUGAAAAGCCAUCGCUACUGUACGGUAAAGGGAAUUGGAAACUCACAAUGUCUGCGAAUCGAGGGUUUGAAUCAUACAAGACCAUUAUGCAUAACGUUUUUUCAUUUACAGAUAGGGGCCAAUUGAAGCGAGGUAGCAAUGCACUGCUUUUUGCUUACACGUGUUCCGUGGUGGAGCGAACAUACCUGACGUUGAUACUUGACCUUGACACACAAGACCCGAUUCCAUUUCAAGUCAAGGUGAUGCGCAACGGUGUGGAGGCACCUCCGGUGUUUGUUUCGGAGACCUGUACCAAGCACCUCUUUCUCCCACACGUUACACUUGUGAUGGGUGAAAAGGCAAGGUCUACUAGCUACGUUGUUGAAGCGUGGCUGGAUGAAACCAUGGUACAGGUGUGGGAGGAGAGGCGUCGUAUGGCACAAGAAAUGAAAUUUCAUUUGCUGCGCGCAGAUGCUGAACAAAAGGCCAUAGAAAGACGUGAACAUGAGCUUGAUGAAUACUACGCCGAUCCACGUGCUUUUCAGGAACGGUUGGAGCAUCCGAAUGUAACGCAGGUGGAGCCUGUCAAUAAUACCUUAUUGGUGCGAGAAGUGUCAGUGACAUCCACCAGGAGGGGACGCGUUUACGCUGACAAGCGGAAACACCCUGUGGCUACAUCGCCGCCUGAAAAGCUUGUAACUUCGGCUGCAGGCUCAUUGACAGCACCCAAUUCAGCUUUUUUUUUAAUAGAUAACGCGGACGGGGAGCUGAUUGUGAACUUCUUUUUGCGAUUGCAAUUUUCUUCAAAAGCGGAUGUCAAGAAUGGGGCUCCACAGAAGGACCCGUUGGCAACUCUGCGUGCGGGUUGGGUGCCACCGAUUGAGCAUGCUGUGGCGGAUCAAGGCGCUGGCGCCAUGCAGCGGGGCAUUGGAGUAAAAGGGAAGCAGCGAGAGGCGGUGUUGUCAGCGGAGGAUUUGCUGAAGGCUGAUCAAGGUCGCCUGAGUCGACAGCGUUUCCUAGAGAAUCCACGGAACAUUCUCUUCCCUUAUUUGACGUCUGAAGAAUGCUUGGCCCCAAUCAAGGAAUCCGCACGCGCAACUCCACCUAAGGAGCAAGUUCCAUUCCCUGGGACCGUAUCCCGCGUGGUGUUGGAUGUGUUGGAAGAGGCAAACUACCCGCAUGCGCCCAUUUUAAGUGAGUCAGAAUACCGUAUCAAGCUAGCUUCUCUCCGCGCUGUGGAAAUCGUGUCGCCUGUCAAUGUGAUACUCCCAGGGAGUGCUUCUGGUCCCGCACAACAACGGAUAAAAUCACCGGGUGAACGUUUUUCACCUCGCCAGGCAGCUUUGCCGGUGUCGACCUUCGUGUCCAACGCAGCAGCAGAGGAGGAUACAAAUAUUGCCGAAUUAAAAGCACCCUUGCAAGUUCUCUCCCGGCGACUGACAGAGGAUCUGAAACGAGAGCACGAGAAGAGGAUUGAGGGUCGAGAAGGUGCCAAGGAGAUCAUGCGUGAAUUCUGGGGGAUGCAGCAGCCUGGUGUUGCUCACGUUUCUCUGUUGGGUUACAAGGAGGAGGACUUUGCUAAGCGACAGAAGAGCCGCCAAAAAGGCUGA